This is a messenger RNA of Aspergillus caelatus, 1555 nucleotides long. RefSeq names its product putative alpha-1,3-mannosyltransferase. The record is from RefSeq and is a predicted model, not a curated record. Gene Ontology annotation, cellular component: Golgi apparatus. The transcript has a single exon. Gene Ontology annotation, biological process: protein O-linked glycosylation. Gene Ontology annotation, molecular function: alpha-1,3-mannosyltransferase activity. NCBI's taxonomy places the organism in Eukaryota, Fungi, Ascomycota, Eurotiomycetes, Eurotiales, Aspergillaceae. Bases 1 to 1536 code for a protein of 511 amino acids.
AUGAUCUCUGUUCUGGCCCUGCGAGGCCUUCGGCCAGCCUGGAUCAGUAUCACCGCGGUCGCAGCAGCGGCACUACUCACUUUAUUCUUUUUAUACUCACCGCGGCUGCUGACUACUACCUCGAGAGUAGUAGUGCCAGACCCUGUAAACCAUAUCGUGACGGAUCCGACCUAUGUGGCCAGCAGUACCACCAAGGUAACUGCCAGCUUUGUCAUUCCUGACACCACAUUGAUUGACCAUCUCGCGCAAUACUUCAUUGAUUAUCCACUCCAACCACCAUAUAAAGAGCACUUCGGCGAGCUAGGCCAGCGAAGUCGAGUCUUACGCGACUGGAUAACACUGGCUGACCAGUCCGAAGAUCCUACGAGCAAGAACUUAUUAUUGAACGCUACGGAGAGAGUAGCCGUCUCUUUAUACCCGUUUCUCGGAAAGCCUGAGGGGCAAAAUGCUACACAUAAGCCCGUGGCGGAUCUCCGGGCGUCUUUUGAGCCAGGCUCAGCCGGCGUGGUCAUCCCAACCAGCAAUCAUACUCUCCGCUUCGCCGCCCACCUCGUUGGUACUUUGCGCUCGGUUCUAAAUUCGACGCUACCGAUCCAAAUCGUUUAUGCCGGUGAUGACGAUCUCAGCCCGGAUGACAGGGUUCGUUUAUCAAGCACCGUGGAAUCGGGCCCUCCCCUCGAGUUUCUCGACAUCCUGACCAUUUUCGAUGACUCCACACUCCAGCUGCAGACGGGUGGCUGGGCCAUUAAGGCAUUUGCAGCCUUAGGCUCGCGCUUCGAACGAGUUAUCCUAGCCGACGCCGACGCCGUAUUCUUCCAGCCUCCAGAGGUCCUGCUGGACCAUGAGGCAUAUGUUCGAACUGGGGCUUUAUUGUUCCAUGACCGACUUCUCUGGCAAGAUGUAUUUCCAGAGCGCAACGAGUGGUACAGAAGUCAAAUUCGACAGCCAAGUGCAGCAUUGGACAAGUCACUUGUGUGGACGAAGAAUUAUGCCGAAGAAGGUGACUCUGGCCUAGUCGUCCUUGACAAGAGCAGAACAGACAUACUCGUCGCCCUGUUCCACAUAUGCUGGCAGAACUCGUAUGAAGUGCGCGAAGAGGUCACUUAUAAGAUAACAUAUGGAGACAAGGAAACGUGGUGGCUUGGUCUUGAGCUGACAGGUGCUUCUUAUGAGUUCUCGGGGCACUAUGGUGGGAUUGUUGGCAGGGACCAAGUGGAUAGUAGGGGCAGGCACAAGGUAUGUAGUUUCGUCAUCGCCCAUGUUGAUGCAAAGGAUAGGCUGCUGUGGUAUAACGGGAGUCUGCUGAAGAACAAGGGGAAGAGCGGUAUGGCGAAUGAGUAUGAAGUUCCCACGAACUGGAUGAUUGAUGCCGAAUGGGAGAAGGGUGCUCGCAAGGAGGAUAUGAGCUGUAUGAAGGGGGGUGAAUCGAGGAAUCUGACUCAGUAUGAGUUCGAAAUCAUGGAACGAUCGAUCAAGCUGGCUAAAAGGCUCGACGCAGUAAUAUACCCUGCAUCAAGGGAAACCGAAAGUACCUGAGCCUUGCAUAUCUCAAGCC